CCUAUCCCGGUUUUAGGGUAAACGUAUCCCCGAUUUUCAGACAUUUUAGGGCGGAGCUUGUCAGAAGUUGUGAAGUGGUAAAAAUGAGACAGCGCCAUCUAGUGAUAAGACGUUGACUUUCAAAUAAUACUUUCGGCGGCCAUUUUUGUGUAAUAUGUGAAUACGGCGGCCAUCAUCGUGUAUUACGUGAAUGAAGCCUAACCAUAAUUUCUGUAAAAAUGGUUGGCAGGUGUGCUGUUCCUGGUUGUAAAUCAACAUAUUUCAAAGGAAAUCAAAAAGAAAACGAGUUAUUUGACGAGCACCUCACGUAUUUGCUCCCGUCAUUUUGACGAAAGUGACUUCAAAUCAGGGAUUUAAAUUUUGAACGUGUUCCAUCCUUUCAAACGUAGGAAUCGUAAUGCUGGAGCAAUUCCCAAACAUUUUCUGAUAAAUGAUACACCUAGUCGACAAGCAAUGCAAAAUGUUGAUGGUUUCAAAUGGAGAAAUAACAUUAAUGUGGAAACAAAUGCUAGCAAUGCAUCAGUAAGGAAACGACCAAAAGUAGACAAAAUACCUACUACGUCUAAGAGAAAAAAAUUUGACAGUACAGCACCCUCCAUGGAAAUUACCUCUACUAUUAAAGAAUCAAUCAACAUUCCCCAGGCUGCUGAAGAAGCAAUUUUUGAUCCACUUCCAGAUUCAAUCAAGGAAAAUCUUGCUGUUGUCAUGGAAGAUACGACAGUUGCAUCACCUUCUGUGGAAGCUACCUCUACUAUUCAAGAAUCAAUGGACACCCACCAGGCUGCUGAAGAAGCAAUUUUUGAUCCACUUCCUGAUGUUAUGAACGAAAAUGUUGCUGUUGUCAUUGAAGAUUCGACAGUUACAUCACCUUCUAUGGAAGCAAGCUCUACUAAUUUCAAGUCUAAUUUUGUGACAUUUCAGUCACUAGUAACUUCAUCAAUGGUACCAAAGAAUUGGACAUGGUAUUUUGAUCAAAUUAAACAAACGAUUUUUUGCAUUUCGAUGGAUCAACUACCAAAUGAAAAUUAUAAUGUGAAAAGUGUACACUUUCAAAACAAGAAGUAGUGUAUUAUGUCAACGGAACAAUAAACAAUUUACACAACCAAACAAUAAAAUGUAAGAAUGUUUGGACACUUACAAAGAAUAAACAAUUUACGCAACCAAACAAUAAAAUGUAAGAAUGUUGGGACACUUAGAAAAGACCUAGAGGUUUGACAGUUGGAUACUUCUACCUUUUUAUUUUGUUCACUUCUUGUAGAAAAGUAAGCUGUGAUUGGUCAAUGAG
Molecule: messenger RNA, 1285 nt
Organism: Daphnia pulex (common water flea)
Lineage: Eukaryota; Metazoa; Arthropoda; Branchiopoda; Diplostraca; Daphniidae
Exons: 5
Coding region: 454-1065 (203 amino acids)
Source: RefSeq, a predicted model, not a curated record